CUUCGAAGGGGUAAGUGACUACGACUGUUGAACGCAACAAGAGCCCUAAGCCGAACAAGAUGAACAGUUUUUCGCUUUUAGUUCUGUUGGCUGUUUUGAGCACCGGUUAUGGCCUUAGGUGUUAUAAUUGCCCUGGUAAAGAGGCCGACUGCACCAAGGAAAUACUUGAAGGAAACAAAACAAAAUACACAGACACCUGUGUCGCAGGUAUGGAUACGUGCAUGAGGACCUGGGGCCAGAAGGAGGGUGAUGACGACAGCUACGUCACCAACACUUGCAUGACAAAGCAAGCCUGUGACGAUCUUAAAAAGAAAUGUGAAGACAACGAGCUGAAAGAUGAAAAUGAAAAACCGAUGAAAAAGUGCGCCAUCGCGUGCUGUAGCUCAGACGAAUGUAAUGGCAGUUCUAAAGUCUCCUUCGGCGUGAUCUUCUUGGCCGCCUGCUCCAUCAUCGGCUUGGCACUGAUAAAGUGAAGUAGAACAUAAUGCAACUCCACUGGCAGGAUUUUACACGUAUACACCAGGGGCAAGUUUCUUAAGUCAAUCAAUUCACAAAACCUUCUGACUCAUUUUCAAUGAAAACCGUCAGGUUGUCUGAAUAAAGAUUUCAAUUCUUCACAGAAAAUAUUCCGAGUGAAAUUUUCUUUUAAUUUUGCGAUCUAAGAAUGCUUGCAUACUCUAUUAACAAUUACUAAGGCUGAAAUUCUGGUUGUACCCAUACUCCUUUUCAAAGAGUAUAUCUAGACUGAGCUGAGUUUUCAUGGGCUAAAUUAACCGAGUUUCUUUUGACUAGAUGCCCAAUAUUCUAAGCGAGAAACAAGGACAACUCUAUUUACGAAACAUUUUAAAAAGUGAACUAUUUUUCCCUUUAGAAUUCAAAAAAGAAAAUUGGCUCACCAGGACCCUGUCAGUAAUUACAAGCCAUUAUCAAAACAUCUGAAUCACACUGUUUCGUUAAUGAAAUUUUUGAUUGCCUCUACUCCGUCAAAAUCUUAAUGAUACUUUCAGGGUUUGGUUAAUGGAAAUUUGCGUGGCAGGCGCUGCAUGUUAUAUAACGCAAAAAGCACUUUGUCUCUUGUCCAGGCUUGAGCCUAAUACUUGUGAGGCACUACAUUGAUUUCCACCACCUACUAACAGUUAACAGGGAAGACUUGUUUACAA
This is a messenger RNA of Stylophora pistillata, 1160 nucleotides long. RefSeq lists its product as uncharacterized. The record is from RefSeq and is a predicted model, not a curated record. Lineage: Eukaryota; Metazoa; Cnidaria; Anthozoa; Scleractinia; Pocilloporidae.